GUUUGACAGAUGGGAAGUGGCUCAACAUGAUGGAGUUUCACUUGUUUACUUUUAAAAAGAAGAACAAAUUGCACACAUGCAAGAACAAUUAAGACUUUUACCGUAAGAAUGGCUUCUGUAAUGGAGGAUCCAACCCUUCAGAGACAUUUUAAAGGACAUAAAGAUGUUGUUACCUGCACAGACUUCAGCCCCAAUAAUAAACAGCUGGCUACUGGGUCCUUUGACAAGACCCUGAUGAUAUGGAACCUUUCUCCCAAAGCCAGGGCAUUCAGGUUUGUGGGUCACACAGAUAUCAUUACAGGGGUUCAUUUUUCUCCAAGUGGUUCCUUGGUGGCAUCUUCAUCCAGAGAUCAGACGGUUCGAGUGUGGACACCCAACAUAAAGGGAGAGUCAACGGUGUUCAAAGCUCACACGGCAAGCGUUCGAAGUGUUAAUUUCUCCAGUGAUGGCCGAAGGCUGGUCACGGCCUCAGAUGACAAAUCUGUAAAAGUGUGGGGCGUUGAACGAAAGAAAUUCCUCUAUUCUCUCAACCGGCAUACCAACUGGGUGCGCUGUGCGAGGUUUUCACCAGAUGGUCGUUUAAUUGCUUCCUGUGGUGAUGACAGGACAGUUCGCCUCUGGGAUACAUCCACACGUCAAUGUAUCAACAUUUUCACAGACUAUGGCGGGUCAGCUACGUUUGUGGACUUCAAUUCAAGUGGCACAUGCAUUGCAUCAUCAGGAGCGGACAACACAUUAAAAAUCUGGGAUAUUCGUACAAACAAACUAAUACAGCAUUACAGAGUUCAUAUCGCUGAUGUGAACUGCUUUACCUUCCAUCCAUCGGGAAACUAUAUGAUCACCGGCUCAAGUGACAGUACAUUGAAGAUCUUGGAUCUUCUGGAGGGAAGGCUCAUCUACACUCUCCAUGGCCACAAGGGUCCAGUGUUGGCCGUGGCGUUUUCACGAGAGGGAGAUCUGUUUGCAUCAGGUGGUGCUGAUUCUCAGGUCCUGAUGUGGAAGACCAACUUUGAUUCGCUGAACUACAGAGAUUUGUUAAGCAGGCACAGCAAGCGGGUCACUCCAGAUCCCCCUCCACAUUUGAUGGACAUUUACCCUCGAUCACCUCACCAACACUCUGCCCAGAAUGGAACAAUAGAGAUUAACCCAAUUGUUGCUGAUACUCUGUCUGGAGAUCCUCAAGUGGUAGAAGUGGGGCGGGUUUUCUUCUCCACAGGGGAUUUAAGCGGCCAUGACCGUGUCACAGCAAGUUACAGAGAUCAGUCCAGCUCAAGUACUGGCUCAGGUCCAGCUCGAACUCAAAUGAGACAUGGGGAAGAGGAAAUUGAAGAACAAGAAGCAGGGUUUGCUUGCAAUGUGACAACCUCAUUAGAGGGGCGCUCUGGCCUGCCAUCAAGCCUUACAAGCACUCUAGAGAACAUUGUUCAGCAGUUGGACAUCCUGACCCAGACUGUUGCCAUCCUUGAAGAGCGCCUCACGCUGACAGAAGACAAACUAAGGACCUGCCUCGACAACCAGGCCCUUUUUCUGCAGCAAGCGCACCAUGUGGACCAGGACCAAUUCAAUGAGAAGAGGGGAGCUGGGGGACCUUCUGUAUGAGCUUUAAGACAUCCAGCUGGGUCAUUCCAAUCGAGGACACUGGACUUUUAACAAUGCAAAUAAAGAGGAAAAAAGAUUAAAAGAGUAAAGAGGAUGAGAGAAGAGCAACGGGGAUUUGAGGGAUCUUCAAGCAGUCACCCAAAAAUUCAAGUCCUGGAUUAGGACAGCUGCAGCUAAGACAAAAUCUUAGUCAUGUUUUGACAGCAGUAAGGACUGUCAUCCCUCAGGAUAGCCACUCUGAAGACAUAUCAGGAAAGAGACUAACAGAAGAUUUUCCUUUGUCCCUUUCUUUCACUGCAAAAUAAAUAAAUACAUUUAAAAAAAAUCAGUAAGUACUUCAUCCAAUAAUCAGUAUUGUCUUGUUUUCCAGUAAAAAUAUCCUGAACAACAUACAUUUACAUGGGAAGCAACCUUGUGUAAGAUAAUAUGACUUGUUUUCAGAGAAUAUAUCUGGCAAAAUAUUUUUCAUUGUUUUAAGCAUAAAUCAAGAAUGGGGUAAAUUGUAGAUGUUUUCUGAUGCAUUCUGUGAAAAUAUUUGUUUUAUUAUAAGAGCAAUAGAGGUUUUUCAAUGACAGAUACAGAUAUCUAGACAGCAGAAUGUGCGAUAUAACACCGAUAUAUAACACUUCAGUUAUUUGGCCAAGAUUACAUGGUAAUCGGUCUAUGUUGAUAAUUGCAAAAUGUCCAAAUAUCAUCUGAUCAGUCGUAUUAGCAAAUGUAUUGGUCUAUCACUAGUCUUAAAAUCUUAACCAAUUUUGCUUCUAAUUCAAUUUAUCUUGUUUUAGGGAUAUUUCUAUAUUUUUUAUUGAAAAACAAGACAAAAUUACUGAUUUAAUUUUUUUUUCAGUGUUCAUACAUAUACGUUCAUGAACAUAUUUUUCUCUGUCCAAAUUAAUUUGUGUCUGCCCUGUGACAUGUAUUAUGUAAUGUAUGUGAAGACAAUUAUGAAUGAAUUA
Xyrauchen texanus (razorback sucker) is the source of this 2555-nucleotide messenger RNA. Its product is annotated as POC1 centriolar protein homolog B-like. Gene Ontology annotation, molecular function: protein binding. Lineage: Eukaryota; Metazoa; Chordata; Actinopteri; Cypriniformes; Catostomidae. The transcript is spliced from 13 exons. Bases 109 to 1599 code for a protein of 496 amino acids. Gene Ontology annotation, biological process: cilium assembly. The record is from RefSeq and is a predicted model, not a curated record. Gene Ontology annotation, cellular component: centriole; ciliary basal body.